AUGUCUGUGUGGUGCGGUGCGCGCAUUUUGCCGCUCGAUAGGCGGGUGUACUCCAUCACACUUGUGAUAGAUCCAAACACAGCAUUUCUUCGAGCAGCGAGAGCUGGGCAGCUAGAUUCAGUCAUCGAUUUAUUGGACUCUGGCGCAGUGAAUGAUAUUAACACAUGCAAUUCAAAUGGAUUGAACGCGCUUCACUUAGCCGCCAAAGACGGCCACAUUUCAGUCGUAGAGGAGCUUUUGAAGCGCGGUGCUACUGUCGAUGCGUCUACAAAGAAAGGAAACACAGCACUACACAUAGCAUGUCUCGCUGGGCAGGAAUCGGUAGCGCGGGCGCUGCUAGCGGCCGGCGCAAGAGCAGAUGCGCAAUCAGCGGCAGGAUUCACGCCAUUGUAUAUGGCUGCACAGGAAAACCACGCGGGCUGCGUGAAAAUGCUGCUAGCCGCUGGGGCUAGCCAGACACUGGCAACGGAGGAUGGAUUCACACCAUUAGCCGUGGCAAUGCAACAAGGCCAUGACAGAGUUGUGGCGGAAUUACUAGAGUCUGACACGCGGGGUAAAGUGCGACUACCGGCACUGCACAUCGCCGCUAAGAAGAAUGACGUGAAAGCUGCUACGCUUUUAUUAGAGAACGAACACAAUCCCGACGCUUGCUCGAAAUCUGGCUUCACUCCACUCCACAUAGCUGCGCACUAUGGGAACGUGGGAGUGGCCAAGGCUCUAUUGGUGGCUGGGGCGGACUCGGGCAGAGCGGCUAAACAUAACAUCACACCUCUACAUGUGGCCAGCAAGUGGGGCCAGCUGGCUAUGGUCGAUUUGCUUGUUGAAAAUGGUGCAAACAUAGCAGCAGUGACUCGUGAUGGACUGACACCGUUACACUGUGCGGCGCGGUCAGGUCACAGUAAUGUGGUAUCCAGGUUGCUACAACAUGGUGCCCCUAUCACCAGUAAGACUAAAAAUGGUCUAACACCCCUCCAUAUGUCGGUACAAGGCGAACACGUGGAGACGGCAAAAGUGCUACUCUCGGAAGGCGCACCUAUAGAUGACGUCACGGUUGAUUACCUCACGGCUCUGCAUGUAGCCGCACAUUGCGGACAUGUCAAGGUUGCCAAACUUCUGCUAGAUAGAAAUGCAGAUGCAAACGCACGCGCACUCAACGGAUUCACGCCUCUACAUAUCGCCUGCAAGAAAAACAGGCUCAAAGUUGUUGAACUGUUGCUCAAAUAUGGUGCUAGUAAAUCAGCAACAACCGAGUCAGGUCUGACACCACUCCACGUGGCGUCAUUCAUGGGUUGCAUGAAUAUUGCGUUGGUGCUGGUUGGCGCUGGUGCUGAUGCAGAUGCUGCUACCGCGAGAGGAGAGACCCCACUGCAUCUCGCUGCUAGAGCGCACCAGACGGAUUUAGUUAGAGUGCUGUUGAGGAAUAAUGCUAAGGUUGAAGCUCGAGCCCGUGAGGAACAAACACCACUUCACGUUGCGGCCAGACUGGGACACGCGGACAUAGCAGCGCUGUUAUUGCAGCACGGGGCUGAUGUUGCUGCUACCACUAAGGACAAAUACACACCGUUACACAUUGCUGCUAAAGAGGGUAAAGAAGAAGUAGCAGCUAUCCUAAUAGACAACCAAGCGCCAAUAGAAGCAGAGACACGAAAAGGUUUUACUCCGCUCCAUCUAGCGGCGAAAUAUGGAGACAUCGGUGUUGCCAGGUUGCUACUCGCUAGGGCAUUGUUACUUUUGGACAAAGGUGCCUCCCCCCACUCGCUAGCUAAGAACGGCCACUCUGCCCUCCACAUCGCGUGUAGGCACAACCAUCCAGACAUCGCAUUUGCGCUCCUCGAACAUGAUGCAGACCCAAGUGUAAAGUCGAAGGCUGGUUUCACACCACUUCAUAUGGCUGCGCAGGAGGGCCAUGACGAUUGUGUAGAAAUGCUUAUUGAGAGAGGCGCUGAUGUCAACGUUCCAGCUAGUAACGGUCUUACUCCAGUACAUUUAGCAGCAUCCGAAGGCAGGACGGCUGUACUCAAGUCACUGUUGGCAGCUGGAGGGCGCUGUGCUGCAAGAACACGAGAUGGAUAUACGCCUUUACAUGCGGCUGCGCACCACGGACACCACGCCGCUGCUAAGACUCUUCUUGAAGGCGGCGCUGAUGUCACUGCCACGGCUGCUCACGGGUUCACACCUUUACACCAAGCGGCGCAACAAGGCCAUACUCUUAUCAUUCAACUUCUACUUAAGAACAAUGCUGAUCCCAACGCACUGUCUGCGAAUGGCCAGACAGCAUGCGCAAUAGCAGAUCGUUUGGGAUAUAUUAGCGCUGUAGAGGCUUUGCGGCCACUCACCGAAAACACACUAAGCCAAACUGUAGGUGACAACGGUAAGUACAUAGAAUAA
Pieris macdunnoughi is the source of this 2388-nucleotide messenger RNA. Lineage: Eukaryota; Metazoa; Arthropoda; Insecta; Lepidoptera; Pieridae. The record is from the annotation of a GenBank genome assembly.